Molecule: messenger RNA, 9692 nt
Organism: Anthonomus grandis grandis
Lineage: Eukaryota; Metazoa; Arthropoda; Insecta; Coleoptera; Curculionidae
Gene: mGluR
Product: metabotropic glutamate receptor
Exons: 11
Coding region: 37-2823 (928 amino acids)
Biological process (GO): G protein-coupled glutamate receptor signaling pathway; regulation of synaptic transmission, glutamatergic
Cellular component (GO): membrane
Molecular function (GO): group II metabotropic glutamate receptor activity
Source: RefSeq, a predicted model, not a curated record
GCGUAGCCUAAACGAAUCAGACAUAUCCGACUGGGGAUGUUCAUAGGAUUCCUAUUUUAUACUCUUCUUCCUUUUCUGUUAGCCCAGCAGCAGGAAGCCUCGCAAUCAAUUCCAAUUGAGGCGAGUCAACCAAUAACAUUAAUACCAGGCGAUAUCAUUUUGGGCGGACUAUUUCCAGUACAUGAACGCGGCGAGAAAACACCAUGUGGUCAAAAAAUUUAUCAUCGCGGCCUGCAGAGGAUGGAAGCUAUGAUGUUCGCUAUAGAUCGUAUCAAUGCAGAUCCAAACAUCUUGCCGAACAUCACCCUUGGAGCUCAUAUUAUUGAUACUUGUUCCAGGGAUACGUACGCCUUGAAUCAAUCUCUGCAGUUCGUUAGGGCUUCGGCACUUAACAUUGAUACCAAUAACUAUGAGUGUCAGGAUCAAUCAAUUCCACGUCCUAAGAAUAAUCAUUCUGGACCAGUUGUCGGAGUGGUGGGAGGAAGCUACAGCUCUGUUUCACUUCAAGUGGCAAACCUGUUGGGGCUGUUUCGAAUUCCUCAGAUUUCACCUGCCUCUACCGCCAAGGCUUUAAGUGACAAAACUCGCUUUAAGUAUUUCGCACGUACAGUACCUCCGGAUACUUUUCAGUCAAGUGCGUUGGUGGAUAUUGUUAAGAGCUUUAACUGGUCUUACGUUUCUACUGUUUACUCUGAAGGGUCUUAUGGGGAGUAUGGCAUAGAAGUCUUUCAUAGAGAAGCUCUGGAACGUAAUGUGUGUAUUGCUACCGCUGAGAAAAUACCCAGUAAUGCUGAUGAUAAGGAGUUUGAUGGAAUCAUUAUCAAGUUAAAGAAGAAAAUGAAUGCUAAAGGAGUGAUUUUGUUUACUAGGGCUGAAGAUGCUAGACGAUUACUAUUGGCAGCAAAACGCGCAAAUGUAACAGGCGAGUUUUAUUGGGUAGCAAGCGAUGGCUGGGGUAAACAACAGAAACUUGUAGAAGGGAUUGAGGAGGUCGCUGAAGGCUCAAUAACAGUUGAACUACAAUCCACAAAUAUUCCAGAGUUUGACACUUAUAUGGCCAAAUUGACUCCAGAACAAAACAGCCGGAAUCCGUGGUUUGAGCAAUACUGGGAGGAUUUCUUUCAAUGUUACUUACCGAGAAACUUACCUUUGGAAACUGAAGUCUCUUUUACUAUUUGCAAUGAAGACCUAAGGCUCGUCCCUGAAAACGGAUACGAACAAGAAAGCAAAGUUCAAUUUGUGGUAGAUGCUGUUUUUGCUUUUGCAUUGGCACUAGACAGACUUCAUAAAGAUGUGUGCUAUGAGUACGAGAAUUAUGGUGUUUGUCCCACUAUGGCACAGUACGAUGGUGGCGAAUUUUACCAAAAUUACAUCCUGAAUUUGAAUUUUACUGAUUUGGUGGGAAGUCCAGUGAAAUUUGAUAAGCACGGUGAUGGCCUUGCACGUUAUGAUAUUCUAAACUACCAACGCUUACCCAACUCUUCCGGAUAUCAUUAUAGGGUGGUGGGAAAGUGGUUCAGCUCCCUGGAAUUAAAUCACGACUUUCUAAUAUUCGACCACAAUAUUACAACCGCCCCGGUUUCCGCCUGUUCUUUGCCCUGCGAUGUCGGUAUGAUAAAGAAGCAACAAGGUGAUACAUGCUGCUGGAUCUGCGAUAAAUGUGAAGAAUAUGAAUUCGUUGCUGACGAGUUUACUUGCAGAGAUUGUGGUCCAGGGUACUGGCCUUACUCCGAUAAAACAUCUUGCUAUCCCUUGGAAGUUGAGUACAUGCGCUGGAAUUCUCUCUAUGCCAUUAUCCCCAUUAUAUUUUCUUGUCUAGGAAUCAUCGCCACAUUUGGAGUAAUCGGUUUGUUUAUAAAACAUAAUGAUACGCCAUUAGUGCGGGCAUCUGGAAGAGAGCUGAGCUACAUGUUACUAUUUGGAAUUCUCCUUUGCUACCUAAACACGUUCGCUUUACUAGCCAAACCAUCGUUUGCCAUCUGCGUUACCCAAAGGUUCGGCGUCGGGGUAGGAUUUUCCAUUAUCUACGGCGCAUUACUCACUAAAACCAACAGGAUAUCUAGGAUCUUUGACUCAGCUUCAAAAUCGGCAAAACGGCCCAGUUAUAUUAGUCCAAAAUCCCAAGUCAUUAUUACUUGUACCCUUAUUGCUGUGCAGAUUAUAUUGACGCUUGUUUGGAUGAUCAUUGAACCUCCGGGGACUAGGUAUUACUAUCCUACUCGUAAAACGGUAAUUCUGAAAUGCAAGAUCCAAGAUAUGUCGUUCCUUUUCUCGCAACUGUACAAUAUGCUGCUCAUUACCACAUGCACCGUUUAUGCCGUAAAGACCCGGAAAAUUCCGGAGAACUUUAAUGAAUCCAAAUUCAUCGGCUUUACCAUGUAUACUACCUGCGUUAUUUGGCUUGCCUUCAUUCCGAUCUAUUUUGGAACUGGAAAUUCAUAUGAGACACAGAUAACCACUCUUUGCAUUGCAACAAGCAUGAAUGCUACGGUCGCUUUGGUAUGCUUAUACUCACCCAAAGUUUACAUCAUAGUCUUUCAUCCAGACAAGAAUGUUAGAAAGCUAACCAUGAACAGUGCUGCUUACAAGAAAUAUAAUACUCAACCCUCUGCUUCCUAUGCUACAUCUUCCAUAUCAAGAGGUACCCCAGGAGAGAUUAUCCCUAUGGAACGUCUUGGUGCCGCAACUCCCUCCCGCAGCUCAUGUGCCGGAGUCCAGACUGACCCAUUGGAAUCUACUGAACCUUCUGCUGAAGCUGAGCAGUCUGCUGAACAAUCAGCUGAACAAUCCGCGGAGCUAUCUGAGGAUAUAUCGCUUCUCUGAGAUUCACUCAAAAACGAUUCCAACCGUUCAGAUCGUCCGAGAAAGAAAAUAACCAUAGUUACUAUCGAGAUACCGCCGUCAACAUCAGAAGAAGCAUAAAUUUUACAAAGAGCUUUAUUUGAGGAUUUAUUAUUUAAUGCUUUUUGGAUUUUCUGGGCAAAACACAAAAAAUAUUUUUUUUAAUGCGUUAUAAAAUAAUGCUCAUAAUUUCAUACGGGGUGUAAGUGCGUGGCCAAAAUUUUAGAGGAGAUUGUUGACUAAAUUUGUAUAAACUUAGAUGCCUUGUUUUUGUAAUACAGGGUGUCAGAUUGAAAAAUAUUUGUUGAUCGUGAAAAACUUAACAACUGUUUAGUCUAAUAGUGUUACAAUUUCUAGUAUUUUAUGGUAGAUGCUUUACUAGCCUUUACUAAAUUUAAAUUAUUACGUUUAUGGCAUCACUAGAGAAGCCUUGACCCAUAUUUUUCGUGCUUUGGCGACCAUCAGCAGCUAAGUAAAAGUAAUUUGGGGGUAAAAGUGAAUUGAUUUGGAAAAAUUGUCAUUACCUACGUUUCUUUUUUUGUCUAAAAUCAUUUGCAAAGAAAUACAGAAGGAGAGUAAAAUCAAGAAGUAGAUAUCCAUUUUAUAUAUUAUAAAUAGAAUUAUGCAUUUAUUUAUCUAUAAUAUCUUAUUAGUUUAUUUUAUUUAUGUCACUAUUACCUUUGAAGUAUAUAAUAUUAUUUAAAAAUAAUAAUUUAAUAGGUGUUUCGAUUGUUAAUGUCGAUUUUUUUUCUGAUUUCAACAUUUAUUAUCAUACAAAAACAGAAUAUUAAAAGUAUUGGCCAGUUGUCCAAAAAAGCGUUGUUCUGAAAAUCCGUGCUGCAUUGAUCGAAAUAAAGUGAGAUGGAGCCAAGUCUGGAGACUACGGCGAGUAUGGAAGGACGUCCCACUUGAUAUUUUCCAAAUAUUUUUUAACACACUUUGCAACAUGAGGUCGAGCAUUGUCAUGUUGAAGUAUAACUUUGUAUCUUUUCGGCGUAGGUACUCUGGAUGUUUUUCCUUUAAUGCUCGAUUAAAUUUGAUCAACUGUUGAUGCUAUCGUUCUUCAGUUAAUUGUUUAACCAGGUUUUAGCAAUCCGUAUUAAACAUCACCUUUACUAUUCAAAGCAUAAACUUUUUCCGUGUAUAUUGCGUACAGGUUGUGUGAUGUUAAUAGCUGACCUGGAUCUACCUAUGAAACCCUGCGCUUUGAAUUAUCAAACUAAAUCCACUUUUCAUCAGCUGUGUUAACACAACGCAAAAAAUCUUCUCUUUUUUGUCUGGCGAGCAAAAUUUCACAAAUAGUUGUUCGCCUUUAAAUGUCUUUUAAUUCAUAAGGAACCCAUUUUCCUUCUUUUUGAAUCAUACCCAAUGCGUGCAGACCUUCGGAAAUAGUCGAUUAGGCAACAUUUAAUACUUCUGCUAACUGCUUCAAUGCCUAAGUUGCGUCUUCAUACAAUAUCCAAAUUUCACAUCAAAAUCACCAUUUUUGAAUCGUUGAAAUCAUCGUUAACGCGUUUUUUAGGUUAAAGCAUGUUUCCCAUAAGCUUUAACCAACAGUCAAUUACUCAGCAGCCGUUUUAUUUAAAUUAAAGAAUGUAAUAAGGUUUUCAUCAUUUUUAUUUAAAUGAAAGAAUGUAAUAAAAUACAUGCAGAGGUGCUUAAGAUUAUCGCAAACCAAGAAGACAAAGGCUCAGAACUUAUAGUGGAAUUAUUCAAAACCAUUUACAGUAUAGGAAAAAUCCCUUUUGAAUGACUCGAUUUAUCGAAGUUAAAAUUCACUUCUUUAGCAAUCCCCUAAUAAAAGUUAAACCAAUAGGGAAGUGAUUAAAAACUUUUUGACCUUCAUAUAACAAAAACCUUUUCACCAAAGUACUCUUAGGAAUAGGUAAGAGUAAAUUAAGUUUUUGUAUCACAUGCAGUGGUGUUGGACCUUGCAGCCUGAGACGAUUUUUAUAAAUAAGGGAAGAUGUUUUCAAAACGAAUAGAGAAGUCAGCGUCAAGAUUUUCUGUUCCACAAAGUGCGUUCUACAAGAAUCUCUUUGAGAAACAUUUACAAUGAAUCUAACUGCACUCUUUUGAAUAGUGGUAUACCAUAUCGGAAGAGUGACUCAAAUAAAGGAAAAUAUACAAAUCUAGCCAGUUGGUACUCAAUUCUUCCCUAACAUUCCUCACCGCAAAGUAUCCCGAAGAGAAUCCCCUACUUAAAGCCAGAAUGUGCUCCUCAAACCACAGAUCACAGUCAAUCAUUCCCAAGAACCUAGCCUCAGGCAUCUGAGAAAGGAGAUUUUCAUUAAAAAGUAAAUCUGUAAGAUCACAUUUUAGUCCCAUCAAGUGAGUCUUGCUCAGGUUUAAACACAAGCGAUUGCAGUCGAACCAUUCUUUAAUGAUAAUUAAAUCAUCAAUUAUGGUUCGCUUCUGCCCCGGACCUCUAUAUCUUGCCAUAGUAUUGAAGUAUCGUCGGCAAAAAGGGUGAAGCAUCCAGAGAUGUCCAACAAGAUCAUUAAUAUAUGUAUAGCAGGAACAAAACUCUACAACAAAAUUAGACAAUACAGUGAACGAUUCGGACUGCACAUGAACACUUUCAAGACCAAAUUAAUCGUUUUCUCCUAGGUACAUAUCACCGCAACACUUUUGAUCAAUGGCAGAAAUGUCGAACAGGUAUCAUCUUCAAAUAUCUUGAAACCAUAAUCAACUUGCUGUGCGACCCGAAGCGGGAGAUGCAUUCCAGAAUAGAGCAAGCCAGGUAAAUUUCACCUGAUUAAAGCAGUUCUUCAGUUUUGAUUUGAGCUUGGAUCUCAAAAUGCGCAUGGUCAGGUGCUAUAUUUGCAGUGUAUAUCACGAUGAUAGUGAUGUGAAGGCUGGACACUCGCUUUGAUAACUGAGAGAAUGAUUAAGGCUUUAGUCGCCGCAUGCUUCGUAUCUCAUGAAUUCACCGAGUUACAAAUAAAGACGUAUUAAGAAAAAUGAAAAAGGCAAAAGAGUUAUUAAACAUCAUUUCGAGAGAAGAGAGAAAAACAAGAGAUAUAGGCCUAAUCAUACGAGGCGAAAAACACGAAUUACUGAGGCUGAUAAUUGGAGAAAAGAUUCAGGGAAGAAUAUCUGUUGGAAGAUGUAUGAUGAUGAUUUAGUUGAUAGAUGAGAUUUUUAGAGCUGCUGUAUCUAGUACAAUGUUAGUUAUAUGGAUCGCUACCCUUCGUGAGAAGAGGGCGUGAUAAGAUCUUGUGAUAAAAAGAGAGAGAUGUUGAUUCUCGAAUCCAUGGAUACCCACUUCAAUUUAAGCAAUUCAUGUGAAACGUAUUUUAUAAAUAAAUUGGAUACACAAAUUUUGUGUUCUUAGAUCUGCAUCAAAAAAAGUCCGUAAAUUAAACCUAAAUUUCUGCCACUGUCAGCAAUUUUGAUUCGCUAGUCACACAUAAUCAGCCGAACAACAUUGUACACAUUUUUUGAAUUAUUAAAGAAUGCUUAGAAGAUACUUCCAAGAUCCCCAUUAAUUACUUCAAAUGCAUCUUCUUGAUUAUUAGAAGGAAAAAAAAUUAAACGUCGUCGGCGUAAAAAUGAAUACCACGUUGACGCACAAAUUUGCAAAAGUGAUAGUAUAAACAGCAAACAAUAGCAACUCCAAGACCGUAUAGUACCCGAUAUCUUUUUCUUUUUUUUUUUUCGAAAAAAGGCGGCCUCGAUUUUGUAACACCCUGUACGUCUGGCAAAAUUAAAAACAGCAAAUUUAAAAACGAUGUAUAUCUAUUAAUUUAUUCCUUUUUGUUUGUCAUAUUCACUAAUCUUGCCCAUAACCAUGCAAUGAAAUCACUUUUUUCUCAAAAACAGUUAAAGGUUCCAAAAAAAUUAAAUUUACUCAAUAAAAAAAAAUUAAUUCCAUAAAAUUUCUUCUCAGUGCAACUAAAGUAAGUAAUUUUGAAUUUACUUAGGGCCAAAACAGCAAUUUUCUACCCUAAACAAUACUGACAAAAUCAGCUAAGCAGUUAUCAAUUUUUUUAUUUGACACCCUAUCUCGAAAACAAAAGAUUAUCGGACCUAAGUUUACAUAAACUUUUCCCUUAGAACCACGUCUUAAAGUUUAACGCACGCCUCUAAAACCCUGUAUAUGCAAACUUGCUCAUUACGUUUAAUAAUUUAUUUAGCUGAGAAGUUUAAACAGUGCCAAAAAUGUUUCUUUUAACAAAUUAAAUAUGGCUGAAAAUAUUUUAACAUGCGUAAGAUACUUAAUGAUAUUUCUUCUACAAAUUUUUUGAGAAUUGGUAAGCAUUUUAAAUGUAUUUUCUCAUAAAAAUGUAUGGGUGGCAUCGAUAAUUUACAAAAAGCAUUUUCUAAAAGUUUUUAAGUAUAAUUAAUACCAAGUAUAUUAUCGCACCUACUCGUCUCAGUAACUGACUAUAAUCAUAUGGUACUAAAUGUUUUAUUUAUUAACUAUUUUAAUUAACAAGAGUCUUGAUAUUGAAUUAUCCUUUAUCAGGCACUUGCUAAUUUAACCUAUAAGUAUUAAACGAUACCAAAGAUGAAAGAAACUCAUUCAGACUGUUUUUUGAUUACCAGUUAGAAAUUUGUUGCUAAAUGUUUGGCGAGAAAUUUUUAACUUUACGACAAGUUUAAACAAAAUAUAUUAUGUCUUUAGAGUUAGAACACAAUGGUUUUACCGAUGUAUUACUGUAUAAGCCUAAUUUUAGGACGAAAAAGACAUUAUGUUAACUUAAACGACUGUCUAAUUAUGUGAUAUUUCGUUAAUAUUAAUUUUAAUUAUUAUUAAGGUCCAACUUGUUUGUUACCUAAAUAUAAAAAAUAGACCUUCAGUUAAAACUCCUUUGAAACCGCCGGCGUCAAUCAAAACGAAUUAAAAGUUUCGUAAAUACAUAUUUUUAGGCUUUUUUUUUAUAUUACAAUUUUGUUACGUUUAAUUAUUUUGUUACUUGCUAAACGUCUAUUAAAAUUGUUGUAAGAGUAUAUUCUAUAGAGCCAACGGAAUUACGAUCGAAACUAAUAAAACAAAAUAACCGACAGAAACAAAAAUAAAUAUGUAGAUUUACAUUACACCCACUUAAUAUUUUGUUACCAAGUUUCUACAGAGUAUUUUUUGAAACUUUUGAAUGUAUCUUAAUUUUGUUGGCUAUUAAAUGUUAAAUAUUUAUUAUGUAUGGUAUAUUAUAUAUAAGGCAACUUUGUAAGCAGGUUUAUCCAUUUUCAAUACAGGCUGAUAUUAAAAUAAAAACAGAAGAGUCUGGAUAAAUCUAGCAAUACAAAUAUUAAGUAGUCUCUAGAUCCCAAGCAUCAAUGUUUAGGUAGCCUUUGGUAUAGGUGUCCUAUAUUCAUACAGGGUAGUUCUGAACCACAUUCAUUUCUUCCUACCGAAUUAGGAAAAACAAGAAGGAGAAAGAAAACGGUUUUUCCUAAAUCCCAUACAUUCCUAAAAGGAGCUUACAUAUUACACUUAAAUGUUCGCCCUUUUAAUGAAUAAAUAGAUAAAUAAGGUUGUUGCUUUUUAUCUCAUAACGGUUAUAAAACUAGCCGGUUUUAAAACCCUCUAACCUAAAAACGACAUAUCAACAUAAAUCGUUUAUUAAAGCUAUAAAAUAUUUCACUUUUGUAACAAACUGUAAAUACAUUUUAGUGGAAGUUAUUGCAAAUUAAAAUUUUUAAUGCAGUUUUAGUUUUGUUUGUAAAAUUUGACACCUUUAAAAUGUUCUCUCUUGGGUCAAAAAUAUAGUUGCAGCAUUUAAGAAAGCUAAAAUUUAAAACAAUUUACUAAAAAUGCAGUAAAGUAUUUUAAUUUUCUGAUAUUUUGUUCAAUUAUUUCAGCGUUAGGAAAUGAAACUAUAUUAAAAUUUAGAUGGGUAAAUAAAUUUUAGUGACAAUGUAAAUGGAUAGAAGUAUAUUAUUUUGUAGCUAAUUCAAAUCGAGUCAAUAACAAUUGAGCAAAUUAAGAAACUGGGUUAAAUUAUGCCAGGACUUCCAUCCAAAAUAAGAAAAUUUAUAAUAUAUUAUUAAAAAAAAUACUUGCAAUGGGGAAUUAAGAAAUAUGGAGAACACGGAAAAUAAAUAAUCGAAAAUACAAAAAAAUACAUUAGUGAGGUAUUUAAAAGCACUUCACUUUUUACAUUCAUGAUACCUUAGGUGUUACAGUAAUUGUUCAUUAUAAUCACAGUUGAAAUUAAAUGUUAAACCAUUAGAAUUUGUCAGUGUGAUGUCUUAAUGUGCAACCAAUUAAAUGAGGCACAAUAAGCCUUUAAUGAUGCUGUCAUAAUACACGUCAAUGUUUCCUAAAAUAUCUCGAUGUUCAAAAAUUUUCUUAAGAGUGCGUUUCUUCAUAUUUAACAUACUUUUCCUAAUAAACAUUCAAGUUUUUUUGUCAAAAAGGUUUGCAAAUGAAGUUCAAAUUUAUGUAAAAUUCUAUUAAAAUUGUAUUUAUCAAACCAUCGUGAGUGCAAGUUUAAGCGAUUUUUGGAAUUUAAAUACGCACUCUUAAGGCAUGCUAUAGGUGUUUUUAAUCAAAUAUUGGUGUCCAUUUACUAUACAUAUAUUCUCACUAGGUGGCUGUUAGGAAGUGGACUGGAGAAAACUGUGAAUAAACUUCAUUAAGAUUAACAAUAACUAAGCAUCAAACUAAUACCUUUAGAACCUGCGGUAAUUUUAAUUAUGAAAAAAAAUUCUUGAGAAUAAUCGGUAGUAACUUAAAAAUACAUUUUUGUUGCAAGAUAAUGCUAGAAACAGCUCGAGUUUCAUUAAAUUUAUUAAGCUACAUUCCGAAUAGUCACCUAUAGAGACGGAUACGUUAGAAUUAUUUCAGUGUUUCUCAUAAACCUACCCCCUGAAUUUAACUAAAUAAAUGGUAUUGCAAAGUA